AUGUUCUAUUACAUGUUUGACAUCGGACACAUGAUUCAAAGAGAUAGAAAUAGGAAAACAGUUAUAGAUCAAUUACAAACUUUGAUAGAACAUAUAGAACAGGAUAGAGAACUAAACGAUAUAGACGAAUAUGGUGAUAGUGAUCUAGAUACUGUUGUUGGAAAUCUAAAUGACUUGCUAACGACAUUUAAAAAUGGCGAUUAUAAUAAUCAAGAUAUUAUGGUUAAUGCAAAGUUAAUGAAGGGCUUGAUGCUGAUAAACCAAACAGAAAAUGAGGAAUUCAACUACGAAUUGAAGAAACUGAGAAGAUCAUUAACAAAAUACUUCUUGGAAGAAGUUCAAAAUAAGCAAUACGAAAUAGAUGGAUCGUCGAUAGCAAAGAAUCACGUAGAAGUGAUUCGUAAUUCGAUGCCAUGUAUAUUCAGUUUAUUUUACAACAACAUAGAAUUAUUAGAAAUCUUGUCAACACAUACACUUGUUGAUGUUGAUAAGGACAAAACUCGAUAUGUGAAUAACAUGUUCAAAAAUAUUAUGUCCACUUUCGUACACCGUUUUAAAAAUUUUGGUGAAUUAAACAAAAAAGAAAUUUCGGACUUAGACAUAAUAACAGAAUUGUUGGAGAAGCUGGACACUGCAGGUAAAACGGAUCUGAAAAACACUGAAGAACCAACUACACCCGAAUUGGAUAUUAAAGAAUUAUCUGCUUCAACAGAGACUGCAGUCGCAGCAGUAUUGAAUCUAGCAGGAGAAGAGGAUGUAGAAACAUGGAAAAAUAAUUCAGUAUUUAAAUUCAAAAAUUUCCAAAAAGAUCAAAAUAAACAAUAUUAUAUUAAUUUGUUGGAGCUUAACGCUGACACAGCUUUUUCGUUGGUAGGUGCAUUUGAAAAAAAAUUCGUAGAGGGAAUUGAUUAUAAAAAAUUUCAUGAUGAAGGCCACCAGCUUGUUUAUGUUUAA
This is a messenger RNA of Macrosiphum euphorbiae (potato aphid), 954 nucleotides long. NCBI's taxonomy places the organism in Eukaryota, Metazoa, Arthropoda, Insecta, Hemiptera, Aphididae. The record is from the annotation of a GenBank genome assembly.